This is a messenger RNA of Trematomus bernacchii (emerald rockcod), 2391 nucleotides long. RefSeq names its product sarcalumenin (gene srlb). The transcript is spliced from 7 exons. Gene Ontology annotation, molecular function: GTP binding. NCBI's taxonomy places the organism in Eukaryota, Metazoa, Chordata, Actinopteri, Perciformes, Nototheniidae. The record is from RefSeq and is a predicted model, not a curated record. The coding region runs from base 1 to 1458 and encodes 485 amino acids.
AUGAAGGGUACAGUCGUGAUCAGCUGUCUCCUGUCCCUGCUGCUUUUGCAGGCCACAGCAGAGGAAGAAAAAGUAGAAGACUUCAUCUCUGCCCUCAGAGACAGAUCUCACAUCGAUGAGACGCUGCGGCUUGCAACUGAGGACAAAUCAGGAGACUAUGCAGUGGCCAUUGAGAAGUUGCGGAAGAUCUACCACUCAUCCAUCAAGCCGAUGGAGCAGGCCUACAAGUACAAUGAGCUGAGGCAGCACGAGAUCUCAGCCUACCCCGGACGAACCCUGGGGGAUUCAGACCCAGAUGGAGAGAUUACCUCCAAGCCCAUGGUGCUGUUCCUGGGACCCUGGAGUGUUGGAAAGUCCUCCAUGAUCAAUUACCUCCUGGGCAUGCAAGAUAGCCCCUAUCAGCUCUACACAGGAGCUGAGCCUACUACCUCUGAGUUCACUGUGAUUACGCAUGGGGAGAAGAUCCGCUCAGUUGAGGGUAUUGUAAUGGCAGCAGACAGCUCUCGGUCCUUCUCUCCCUUGGAGAAGUUUGGGCAAAACUUCCUGGAAAAGCUGGUUGGUAUUGAGAUGCCCCAUAAGAUGCUGGAACGUGUGACUUUUGUGGACACACCAGGAAUUAUUGAGAACCGGAAGCAGCAGGAGAGAGGCUAUCCCUUCAAUGAUGUUUGCCAGUGGUUCAUUGACCGUGCUGACCUGAUCUUCGUAGUAUUUGACCCCACCAAGUUGGAUGUAGGCCUUGAGCUGGAGAUGCUCUUCCGGCAGUUGAAGGGUCGUGAAUCCCAGAUCCGCAUCAUCCUAAACAAGGCUGACAACCUUGCCACCCAGGACUUAAUGAGAGUCUAUGGUGCUCUCUUUUGGAGCUUAGCUCCGCUCAUCAAUGUGACCGAACCCCCCCGCGUCUACGUCAGCUCUUUCUGGCCAUAUGACUACGCACCUGACACCAGCCGUGACCUCUUCAAACGAGAAGAGAUCUCCCUCCUGGAAGAUCUGAACCAGGUGAUUGAAAACCGCAUGGAGAACAAAGUUGCUUUCAUCCGCCAACACGGCAUCCGCGUGCGCAUUCACGGCCUGCUGGUAGACCGCUACGUUCAGACCUUUAAAGAGAAGAUGAGCUACUUCAGUGACCCUGAACUAGUCUUCAAGGAGAUCGUAGAUGACCCAGACAAGUUUUACAUUUUCAAAUCCAUCCUAGCCAAGACCAACAUCAGCAAGUUUGACCUGCCCAACCGCGAUGCUUACCGUGACUUCUUUGGCGUUAACCCUGUCACCAACUUCAAGCCCCUGACAGCUCAGUGCUCCUACAUGGGCGGCUGUCUGCUGGAUAAGAUUGAGAAGGCAAUCACCAAUGAGCUGCCCGCCCUUCUGAGCAGCAUUAACUCAGGCAAGCAGCCUGGCCUGACCUCCUGUGAGGCUACAGGCUGUGGUGAGAAGCCAACGAAUCGUUAUCGAAAGAACUGAGGAAAUCCAAAUAACUUGAGUGGGUGAAGUAAGAAGAGAAGGGGUCGGGUGGGAGCCACCCUUGCGUUUGUCAGAAUGCCUCGAUUGAUGAGGAAGACAGAGGAGAAGGGAGAUUAGUGUUUGUUUUUUUCCUCAGGAUAAUAUGGGGAGUUGCAUUUAGGGACUGUAUUAAUGAGACAGAUAAAGGGAGGGAAGGGUCAUUGUUUGAUAAGGCAGCUUAAGGACACACAUGCUGAAGAAAUGAGAAAAUGCCACUAAUCACUGAGUUUUGUUAAAAUAUAUGCCCUUCUCUCCCUUGUACAACCACAGCUUUUGGGGUGGGGAAUUAAUUAUGUAAAGAAGCACAGAAAUGAAAAAGUAAAAUUCAGUAAAAUCUUGAUAAUCCUGAGACUGAAAACAGUCAAAUACCAGCUCCCUUGUAUGUGAAUAAAAUGGGAAAACGUGGAAACAGAAGUUGCAAAUUUGUGUUGUAAAAUCUUGAGAACUGCAUUGCAGAAAGUCAAUUCCAUAAACUUCGAAAGCCGAUUUUGAAGUAGUUUUUUUUGUGGGUGCUAUAAGCCUUUGCAUUUGUCAUCCAACUCUUGCGUUUGACAUAGAUUAACUUUAACAAUGCAUGUUAGAUCUUAUUUAACAGAUGCAUGUAAUUCCUGCUAGCAUAACGUUUUAAAAAUAAUAUUUCCUUGUGUAACUGAAACCUGAACCAACCCUGCCAUGCAACAAAUAAGGCCUUUUUUUCUCCUUUCAUUUUAUACGCUCAUCAGUCCUGGUUGUUGACAACUUAUGACAUGGGCACUGUGAUAGAAGCAGAGUUCAGGGUUCAAGGGUCAGAGUCUUCAGAGCGGGCUGGGUAUGUUAAUUUUGCUUCACUUCUUAACUGUUCUUACUGUUUUCUGUAUGCGUCUAUAAAUUUGCCAGUCUUUGGCAGGAAUUCAA